This is a messenger RNA of Musa acuminata AAA Group (dessert banana), 1814 nucleotides long. RefSeq names its product xyloglucan O-acetyltransferase 4-like. Gene Ontology annotation, cellular component: Golgi apparatus. Lineage: Eukaryota; Viridiplantae; Streptophyta; Magnoliopsida; Zingiberales; Musaceae. The coding region runs from base 780 to 1814 and encodes 344 amino acids. The record is from RefSeq and is a predicted model, not a curated record. The transcript is spliced from 2 exons. Gene Ontology annotation, molecular function: O-acetyltransferase activity.
GUUGGUAAUGAUUCUCUUUUGAGACAAAGAUAAGCUUACUUUAGAGGAAGAAAUGAGCAUUAACAGACUUUUAGUUGGUACACCUGACUGAUGUUUUUUGUAAUAGCAGAUUGGAGCUCUGUGAGCAAUGCCAUGUCCAUAUCAACAGUGUUCAACUUCAACAAUGGUGGCUCUUGCCAGUUUUAUGAAUGAAAGCAGCAAGUUCGAAGCUUGAAAGGCACAUCAACCAACCACCACCCUAGUUUUUGCUUCUCUUAUUCACCUGAAAGAGUCACUCCCCAAAUUUGCAUAGCUUUUAGGUCCAUUUAGAUUCCAAAUGAAGCCUGCUCCCAACCAGCACACCAACCUUGAGAUUUAAACUGGCAUCAGGUAUGUUUUCCACUAACAGCUGAGCUAACAAUGCAAGAUUAAAGGUGAUGAAACCACAAAAUGAGAGAGGUUGUGCCAGCCAACCCUUCUUAUACCCUCACAUUGCUUGGCUCUCAUGCCAUGUUCAACAAGAUGGUUCCUGCUCUCUCUCCCUCCAUACCAAAGCUCCACUACAGCUUGGAGUGGAAUGUGAUCCAGAAGAAGGUUGGCCCUCUGCUGUGGCUGCUGGUCAUCUCCACCAUCUUUAUCCUCUUCAUCAUGCACUCCUCUUAUACUCUCAGUAUCAGUGCCAAAGGUGGCCUCAGCCAAAGCCCUCUCAUGUCUGCUGCUAACAGCAACGUGAUACAACUGGUGCAGAGCCCCCCUGAUUCAGAGCUCCUUUCUCCGAAGGAAUUGAAGAGCUCUGUGAUAUGACAAAGGGCAAGUGGGUGACAGAGCCACGAGCAUCGAUCUAUACCAACGUGACAUGCCCGACGCUGCCUGACAUGAAGAACUGUGGGAAGUAUGGGAAGGAUCAGAGCUAUUUGUAUUGGAGAUGGCAACCCGAUAGUUGUGACGUACCGAGGUUUGAUCCUGUGACAUUCCUGAAUCUAGUUAGAGGGAAGAAGAUGGCCUUCAUUGGUGACUCGCUAGCUCGCAAUCAAAUGGAAUCCCUGCUGUGUCUCUUGUCUCAGGCAGAGACUUCCAGGCAAGUCUUCAGGGAUUCAGGCGACAAGUACGUGACAUGGUACUUCCCCUCGCAUGAGUUCACCCUCAUGGCCAUGUGGACGGAGUACUUUGUGGAAGCAAGGCCAAGAAUCAUAAACGGAACAGCUUCAUCCUCAUUUGAGCUUCACCUCGACAGGGUGCCCAUGAACUGGACGGAGAAACUUCCCGGCGUCGACUACGCUAUCCUCUCCGGCGGCAACUGGUUCUUUCGAGGACUCCACUUGUACCGAGGAGGAGAGAUCGUCGGGUGCGUCAACUGCUGGGGCCAAAACCUGACCGAUUUCGGGGUCGCAGCUGCCAUCAGAAGCGUCCUCAGAACAGCCCUCCAGUUCAUAGCCACAUGCAAGGAGUGCGAGGGGCUCGUCACCUUCUUGCGGACCUUCACGCCAUCACACUUCGAGAAUGGCUCCUGGUUCAGCGGAGGACAAUGCAACAGGACUCAACCAUUGGAUGAGAGCCAGAUUAGUCUGAGCGACAUCACCUGGGAGAUAAGGAAGGUUCAGCUGGAGGAGAUCGAAAGAGCGAGAUGGCAAGAGGGGGAAGUGAACAUCAAGUUCGAGGUGUUGGAUGUCACCAAAGCGAUGAUGCUGAGGGCAGACGCACACCCGGGGAAGCACUGGACGACGAAGACGAAGGGGGGUGUUAACGACUGCUUGCAUUGGUGCUUGCCCGGCCCUGUUGAUCUGUGGAGCGAUCUAUUGCUCGCGACUCUCAAGAAGAAUUCUCCAUCUCAUUAG